Messenger RNA from Camelina sativa (false flax), 1909 nucleotides. NCBI's taxonomy places the organism in Eukaryota, Viridiplantae, Streptophyta, Magnoliopsida, Brassicales, Brassicaceae. The record is from RefSeq and is a predicted model, not a curated record.
UUGAUAAAUCUAUAAAAAGUCUCUUGCACAUCUGCUCUAGCUCUACGUUAUUUAUUAAAGAUGAGUUCGGAUCUCUCGGUCUCCUCCGAUGGGGAUUUUGGGUUUGCUUUCAACAACGUUAAUUUUUCCGACCGUCUUCUUAGGAUCGAGAUCACUAGUGGCAGCGGUGAGGUUAGCUCUUCUAGUAGUGUCGUCGACUUGGUUACGAAUCGCAAACGCAAAAGAGAAGACACCCAUGUUGCUACAACUCACGAGGAGUCUGAUUUGAACAAGAACUCGUGUGAAACGAAUUAUGAGAAUAACAACAACAACAAACAUGAAGAAGCGUUGGUAAUGGCUGACCAAGAACCACAAUCAGGUGGUGAAGAUGAGAAUGAGUAUAAUAAUAAUUGUGGAGUUACUAAUAAUCCUUCGGUUGUAAGCGUUAGAGGAUUACAUGUAAGUUCUGCCAUAUUGGCAGCCAAAAGCCCAUUUUUCUACAAGCUAUUCUCUAAUGGAAUGCUUGAGUCAAAGCAAAAACAGAUGACCUUGAAAAUAGAUGCUUCGGAAGAAACUGCUGUGAUGGAGCUCUUGAAUUUCAUGUAUAGCAAUUCCGUAUCAGUCACGGCACCACAUGCUUUGCUCGAUGUUAUAAUCGUGGCCGACAAGUUUGAGGUUGCUUCGUGCAUGAAGUAUUGCAGCCAGUUGCUUCUCAAAAUGCCUAUGACAUUAGACUCUGCAUUGCGUCUUCUUGAUCUUCCUUCGAGUUUGCUAAUGGCUGAUUCAGUAAAGCCUUUAACAAAUGCUGCAAGGCAGUUCAUCGCCUCUCGCUACAAGAAUCUAUUAAAGCACGCCUCUCUUGGGAUUCCAGUGGAGGAGUUGAUGGCUUUGCCGUUGGUAGGUAUCGAGGCAAUACUAGCGUGUGACGGUCUAGAGGUUUUAUCUGAAGACCUUUUAUACGAAUUUGUCUUGAGAUGGGCGAAAGCGCAUUACUCAGUUCCAGAAGAACGCAAAGAAAUACUAGGAUCUCAUCUCGCUCGCUACAUCCGUUUCCCUCACAUGACAUGUGGCAAACUCAAGCAAAUCUUGACCUCAAACGACUUCACACCUUGUGUCGCAUCAAAGCUAGUCCUUGAAGCCCUCUUGUUCAAAGCAGAAUCGUUGGACAAGCGACGCCUUCUUGCCCAUGCACAACCCGCAUCCUGGUUUGCUGAACGAGCCUACAUAUACAGACCCAUCAAAAUUGUGGAAUUCGAGGUUCCUCGGCACCAAUGCAUCGUUUACUUGGACUUAAAACGCAAAGAAUGUGAAAGCAUCCGUCCAUCAAGCUGGAUAACAUCUCAAACGUUUUCCUUAGGAGGACAAGAAUUCGUUCUCUCAGCUCACCGCAACAUGGACCAACCAGGUGCGUUCUACUGUUUUGGACUGUUUCUUUGGAUGCGAGAAACAGGGUCGGCGAGUCUGAGCGUGGACUUGGAAUUCUCAGUGAGGUCAAAGCCAACUUUGGAAUUUGAGAAAAAAAUCAAAGGAAACUAUAGCUUCACCAGAGGUAAAUCUGCUGGAUUCAGAAACUUGCUUUUAAUACCAUGGGAUGACUUCGUAGCUGAGAAUUCCCCCUACUUCAUCAAUGAUGUUCUUCAUCUCCGAGCUGACCUCUCCAUCCGCCUUUAGAACCAACCAUAUAUAUACAUUAUCUCAAUCUUUUCAAUUAGUGUAUCCCUUUUCUAUUGGUUUAAUGGCAAUAAAAAUCCAUAAGUACAGUUUUAGGCUGCGUGUAUCUGAAGCAACAAUGAUAUCAACAAUUUCACAUGCAUGUUUUGAGCAUCUUUGUCUUAGAAUUUAAGGCCAUUUUGAAGUAUGUCCCCCUCUUAAAAACUAAUGCGGUGGAUCCAAGAUAAUAGUUUCAGAUACUGCUGCGGAUACACAACAA